AUGGCAGAAUCAACAAAUAAAAAAUAUUCACCAACCGAGAAAUCUCUUGAGUAUAACUAUAGAAUGGUUGUUUCCCCGUUAGACGUGGUGAAAAUACGCUUACAGCUUCAAGCAGAUACAAUAAAACGAGAAAUGAUUGUCGCAAAAGAAAUACAAAAAAAAUAUAACGGAAUGUUUCACGCGUUUAGUUUAAUCGCACGAGAAGAAGGUAUUCUGUCUUUAUGGAAAGGAAACCUUUCAGCUCAAUAUUUAUACUUAACAUACGGAUCCGUGCAAUUUCUCACAUACCACGAACUUGUUAAACUCUCGUCAUCAGAAACAAUGCAAAACAUUCUUCCCGAGAAUGCGUGGUCGUUUGUAAAUGGAGCAGCGUGUGGGACUGUUGCAAGUGUUACUACUUAUCCGUUCGAUUUGUUGAGAACGAGGUUUGCGGCACAAGGAAACUCAAAGAAGUAUAAAACAGUUGGACAAGCGAUUAAACGGAUAUAUACAGAUGAAGGAUUACGAGGAUUUUAUCGUGGUGUCUCGCCAACAGUGCUUCAAAUUAUUCCGUAUAUGGGAAUAAUGUUUGGAGUACGAGAUAUAACAAAAAAGAAGAUACAAGCUCUCGGGGAAAAAGGUGGCCACCUCUAUAAUCUCACAAGUUUCCAAGACACGAUAAGCGGUGCUAUCGCCGGAAUAAUCAGUAAAUCAGGAGUCUUUCCGAUGGAUGUUGUCCGAAAGCGAAUGCAAAUUCAGGGACCAAAUAUUUCUAAUUAUAUAAUUCUCAACAUACCCACCUACGGGAGUACUUGGUUGCAUUGUCUACUCGAAAUAGCAAAUACUGAGGGUUUUCGGGGGCUAUAUAAGGGUAUUACGCCAGCUAUUGUUAAAGCAGCCCCGUCGAGCGCUGUUACUUUUUUCGUGUAUGGGCAAAUGCAGAAAUUUGUUGAAACUCUACAUUCUUAG
Molecule: messenger RNA, 948 nt
Organism: Ambispora gerdemannii
Lineage: Eukaryota; Fungi; Glomeromycota; Glomeromycetes; Archaeosporales; Ambisporaceae
Source: the annotation of a GenBank genome assembly